This is a messenger RNA of Babjeviella inositovora NRRL Y-12698, 1504 nucleotides long. Its product is annotated as RTA1 domain-containing protein. Lineage: Eukaryota; Fungi; Ascomycota; Pichiomycetes; Serinales. The coding region runs from base 253 to 1119 and encodes 288 amino acids. The transcript is spliced from 2 exons. The record is from RefSeq and is a predicted model, not a curated record. Gene Ontology annotation, cellular component: plasma membrane; fungal-type vacuole.
UCGGUAGCUGCGCAGCUCAUUUCGGCUGAGAAGGUGCUUGCCACCGCCACCGCCGCCAAAGCUAUUGCUUCGCUCUCCACCAUCGCGUCCGAUGCGUCCGUGACGCUUGCAAUCAUUUCAGAAGCUAUAGUGGCUGCUACUGCAACUGAUUCCUCAGUGGUUGCCUCUGCAACAGCUGAGAUCCAGUCACUUAUUGACAACACUGUUGUUCUGUAUUACAAUUACGUGCCAACCCUUCCUGGUAAUUUGAUUAUGCUUAUCAUUAUGGCAUUUGUGCUCGUGAUCCAGACGUUUUAUGCCGUGAAAUACCGCCAGUACUGGUACGGGUCCUGUUUCUGUAUCGGUAUCGGAUUGGAAUUUGCCGGUUUUAUUGCCAGAGUGGUGUCGCACUACCAGCCCUACACGAAUCGAAACGCUUACUUGUGCCAGAUUAUUUGCUUGACUAUUGCUCCGUGCUUUAUCAUGGCGGCGCUAUACUGUAUUUUGGCUAAACUUGUUAUUUUCUCCGUCUUGGAACACAUCCAUUACACCCAAAUAUUCAUCGCCAGUGAUUUAGUGACUGUCAUUCUCCUGGCGGUAGGUGUUGGGCUUACUUAUUCUGCCAUUUCCGAAGGCAAUUCGACCCAUCUUGGUACGAGCCUCUUGGUUGCGGGUCUUGGGAUCCAGGCGGUGUCGUUAUCCAUUUUCAUUAUCCUCUGGCUGAUCUUCUUCUGGCGCGUCCAUAAGGCCUCCAAGUUUGCCGAACCCGGGUAUAACCCAAGAUUUCAACAUUUAAGCAGCACUUCUGCCAUGAAGAAGUUCCCGGCUUAUGCCUUUGUGGGGAUUAUCUGCAUGUAUGUGCGUGCAAUUUUCAAGGUUGUGGAGUAUUCGGAAGGCUGGACCGGGUACUUGAGGGUUCAUGAACCAUACUUCCUUGGUUUGGACGGGGCUAUGGUGGUUAUCACUGGGCUUGUGAUGUCGUUCCCAGGUGCAUACCCCGGUAUUGUCGUGGGUGAUAACAUUUCCGUAAAGAAGAAGAGGAAUGGGUGGGUGUUUUAUGAGUUCCAGGAAGUCCCAGAAAAGAGUACCGAAAUGUGGGGGUACACUCAAGAAAACAUGUCAUACCGUGGAAAUCUUUAGAUCAUCCGCACCGUUUCUAUAUGAAUACCACUUUUUACCAUGGACAGAGAUAAAUUCUUGUAGAUCACCCCACCAUGGAUAUAUGCGUUCAAGUUAUCGCAACACUUUCGUCUGGAUCGAUCGGAAAUGGGCCAAACACUUAUUCUAGCCAUUUCCGGUAGCUUAAGAGCCGAAUCUGUCCCCAAAAGCUCUAUCUUUCCUAUACCAAGAGUCUUGCUCUGUGGCUGUAGGCUAUAGUAUUUACCUAGUGUGUAUAUUUCCUGAGCUACUAUAGGCUUUACGCUUUUCGUCCCAUUUCGAUGAGCGUUUGCUCCCAAUACUGUUUAACCCCGACUAGUCACUAAUAUUCCGCCAUGUCACACAGAUAGCCUCAUUUAGAACAAUC